CGUUUCUUUGCACUGCUUGGCCUCGUUUCUUUGAACUGCUUGGCUCCCCCCCCCGGCAGUCCUGACUCAUUAUCAAUACCCAGGCUGCGAGCUUGUUGGCCCCAGAGUCCGCAGCAUCGCCGUGUCCUGCGCAUCGACCAUUUCAAAUUCGCUCUUGCGAGACCUCAUCCAUAUAUAUUCCCUUUCGUCGCUCGCCUCCUCAGACUCGCUGAAUCGCUCCGUCUGCCUCCCGGUCGCAUCAAUCGCUGCUCAACUGUCGCAUUACAUAUCCACAAUGUCGCUGUUCCUGGACUGCGCCGUGCCUGCCGUCUCUCUGGCCAGUCUUGCCCUCGCCGGCUUGCUCCAUAUCCCCGAUUCGUUCAUCCAGACCCACCACACCUCGUUCCUCGCCGCGGCGCUUGGCGUGCAUUCGCUCCUCGAGCUAUGGAACCAGUCUCUGCUCGUCAAGCACUCGCGACUCAUCCAGCGCAAGCAGCCAUCCGCCGGGCCCCAUCCGGCCCGCCUUCUCACCCACUUCCACUGGGGCUUCUUCUACCUUGUCGCUGCUGGAGUCGUCUCUACAGGCGUUUUCCUGCACGGGCCAGCUUUUGUCCAGCAGCACCGAUCGCUCCUGCAGCUGGUCUUCCAGUCGCUCUGGGUCACCGAUCUGGUCCCUGACAUUGUCUGGACAGCCCUCCCACAGUCGGUCUUCAGCGCCCCGUCGCUGCACUUUGCCGUCGAGUCGGUUGUCUCCCUCGUCGCCCUCGAAUGGUUCCCUGGCUCGUCCAUCGGUUCGGGAAUCCUGGCCAUCGUCAUUACCCAGCUGGCCCUCGAUCGCCUGGCCCAGCUCUGGGUCCUGACGUCGCAUCUCUGGGUUGACUUUCACCGAUACAACCUGGACGAAGGCGUCUCCCUGGACUCGAGCACUGCUGAAAAGCAUGCCGAUUCGCCAUCCACAAAGACGCUCCACCACCAGCACCAACUUGGCUCCCUCGACAAGCUGAUCCUGACCCUCUCCAAGCGCCAGCUGAUCGUCUUCAACGGCGCCCUAUUCACCUUCUACAUCUACGGCCUGAAGGUCAUGCUCAUCUUUUCGGCAUCGCUGCUGUACAUCCAGCACUUUGCCUCGACCCUGGAGACAUCGGGCUCGUGGUACUACCCGAUCCUGUGUGUCGUCUGCCUGUGGUUCAACCUGGAUCAGCAUGCCCUCAACGUGCUCUCGCAUCUCCAGCUCUAUUGAGCCCGCCCAGCCAGUUGUUUCAUCCCAUUCUCCGCAUCCAUCCUUCAUUCAUUCAUCCAUCCAUCCCAUCCACCCAUACGCCCGUCGAUGCGUCCGCCCCGUUGGAUGACAUUCGUCGCUGUCUCUUUGUAUCUUCUAUCUUGUGUAUCUGUCCAAUCGCUAUCUUGUCUGUCGUUCUAUCGGUAGAUCUCCAUGCUCUCCUUGUGCCAUAUCCCCCAUCACUGUUCUUGUCGCUUUGUCUGUUGAAUCAAUACAUCUGUCCAUCUCCUUUCC
Polychytrium aggregatum is the source of this 1492-nucleotide messenger RNA. RefSeq lists its product as uncharacterized. Lineage: Eukaryota; Fungi; Chytridiomycota; Chytridiomycetes; Polychytriales. The coding region runs from base 275 to 1219 and encodes 314 amino acids. The record is from RefSeq and is a predicted model, not a curated record. The transcript has a single exon.